This is a messenger RNA of Glycine soja, 2007 nucleotides long. Its product is annotated as F-box/LRR-repeat protein At5g63520-like. The record is from RefSeq and is a predicted model, not a curated record. Gene Ontology annotation, biological process: positive regulation of proteasomal ubiquitin-dependent protein catabolic process; protein polyubiquitination. The coding region runs from base 46 to 1656 and encodes 536 amino acids. Gene Ontology annotation, molecular function: protein binding. Lineage: Eukaryota; Viridiplantae; Streptophyta; Magnoliopsida; Fabales; Fabaceae. The transcript is spliced from 10 exons.
UCCCCGUUGCGUUUUGUUGGAGCGUGAUGUUGGCGCAGAACCGCAAUGGAGAAGCCAUCGUCGUCGCGAAGAAAAUCGAGCACGAUGGUGAAAGCUUCAACUGAUGCGAACACAAGCCUGAGCAUGCUGAACGAGGACCUUCUUCAGAACAUUCUAGCGAGGCUUCCUUCUCUACACUUCGCUUCCGCAGCUUGCGUCAGCAAAUCAUGGAACUCUCUCUGCAGUCGCAUCCUCUCUCGCCCCAAGCUCUCUUCGGCGAUCUCUCUCAACCCUUCGCUCCCCGAUGCUGUCAACGAGGUUGUUCACAAGGUUCUCUCGGAGCCAAUUCGACCCCAUUUUGCUAUUGCCAAUAUCGGAACUGGAUUCAACACUGCCAAGACUCUGUGCCUUAUUAGAAAGUCGUUGGGGUUCAAUAUUCCUGUUAUUGUUACCGUGGCGAAUGGUAUUAUGGGAAGGGAUGCUGUAACCGAUGAGUUUAAAGAGGUCAAAUGGGGUGCCCUUUUUAGCGGCUUUGGCGAGGAAUCAUAUACGAGGUUUAUAAACGAAGGCUUAGUUUUGACUGUUGGGUACUUGCCUGGAUUGAAAGUUGAAGCAUUGCCGUUGCGACGGCCAACAAAGACAUCGCAAGCAACAUGGGUUGACAAUUUCAUAAAGGAUAUUAAGGAAUAUUCAGCCUCUGUCUCCAGUAGCCCUUUCCCUGUUGGGAUUAUAUUGUUUGGAGAAGCAAGCUGUGACAUGAAAUUGGUUCUGGAGAAAUUGGAUCAUGCCAUGCCUAUGGACAUGGUCAUUGUGGGUGAUGAGAGAGGCUCUUUUGACUUUGUACACAAAAGUGGGAAUGAUUCUAGAAUCAUUUGUAGUAAAAAAGGAAACAUAGAAGCUGUUGCUCUUGUAUUUGCUCAGGACAGGGACAGGUCUUUGGGAACUAUUAGGUUUCAUGUUGCAUUGUCAAAUGGUGUUUCCACUGUGGGUCCCAGAUACAAGGCAGCCUCAGUUAAAUCAAACAGUGCUGAUUGUUCAACAUGGCUAACUGCUAGGAGGGAAGGGCAACAGGAAAAUCUUGACGGUCAGAGUAUUCUACUUGAUAUCAACAAUUUGCUGGACAAUCAUAUUGAGUCUCCUGAUUUGUACAUUGGGGUAAUUAAACAUAGGAAAUUAUCCACUGGAGCAGAGAAGCCAAUGCCAAGAACUUGUAUUGCAUAUCAUGGAGUUGUGGGAGGUGAUGAAGAGUAUCUAUAUGUUGAUGGCAUUGGCAUAAAAACAGGAGAUAUCUUUCAGUUCUACUAUUCAGAUCCUAAUACUGCCUUAGCUUCAUUAACCAAGGUCCAUGAUGCCCUCAAGAGUAUUCAUCUGGAAAAAAAUUCCAAGAGUUCCAAGGGUGAUGGAGACAACGCUACCAAUGUUUUUGGGGGUAUUGUUUUUGCUUGUUACGGCCGUGGUGAAUCCUUCUUUGGACGUCACAAUGUUGACAGCUCUCCUUUCCUAGAGAAUUUUCCAGGAGUGCCAGUGUCUGGAAUAUUUUGUGGUGGAGAAAUGGUGCGUCCUUGUACCACUGUGAUUGGUCAAUGUGAAGGAGCAAGCCCCAUUAGUUGCUGUCUGCAUGUUUACAGCACUGUCUACUUAGCAAUGUCAUAUACUCCUCCCUCUGUGGAAGAUUAGAUGCCGUUCAUAUUUUUUUUCUUUUCAAAAUGUAAAUUUCUUAUUAAGUCGGAUGCCUUUUUUUACCCUCUGCCGUGCACAUGGAUCUGAGUAUCUUUUGGUGUACGAGAUAUUUUAUAGUAUUUGAUGAUUAUGGAAUUUUUGUUGUGCUAUAUGAAGUUUUUGUUUAUUGUAAAACUGACUUCACACCUUCUGAAGCUGAAGUUCUGGUAAUAUGAAGCUUCACAGGAUGUAAUUUAGGUUACUGUUUCUUCUGGGAGCCUUGUUACUAGGGAUUGCUGAGUGCUUUGUAAACGGUUUGGUCUUAACUGUCAAACGGGUUUAAUGUAUUGAAGCACUCGGAAUUAUGAA